Messenger RNA from Closterium sp. NIES-65, 738 nucleotides. The record is from the annotation of a GenBank genome assembly. NCBI's taxonomy places the organism in Eukaryota, Viridiplantae, Streptophyta, Zygnematophyceae, Desmidiales, Closteriaceae.
AUGGGCCCCUAUCUCUAUGGGCGCCUACCUCUAUGGGCGCCUAUCUCUAUGGGCGCCUAUCUCUAUGGGCGCCUAUCUCUAGGGGCGCCUAUCUCUAUGGGCGCCUAUCUCUAUGGGCGCCUAUCUCUAGGGGCGCCUAUCUCUAGUGGCGCCUAUCUCUAUGGGCGCCUAUCUCUAUGGGCGCCUAUCUCUAUGGGCGCCUAUCUCUAUAGGCGCCUAUCUCUAUGGGCGCCUAUCUCUAUGAGCGCCUAUCUCUAUGGGCGCCUAUCUCUAUGGGCGCCUAUCUCUAUGGGCGCCUAUCUCUAUGGGCGCCUAUCUCUAGGGGUGCCUAUCUCCGGGCGCCAAUCUCUAGGGGCGCCUAUCUCUAUGGGCGCCUAUCUCUAUGGGCGCCUAUCUCUAUGGGCGCCUAUCUCUAUGGGCGCCUAUCUCUAUGGGCACCUAUCUCUAUGGGCGCCUAUCUCUAGGGGCGCCUAUCUCUAUGGGCGCCAAUCUCUAGGGGCACCUAUCUCUAUGGGCGCCAAUCUCUAUGGGCGCCUAUCUCUAUGGGCGCCUAUCUCUAGGGGCGCGCCUAUCUCUAGGGGCGCCUAUCUCUAUGGGCGCCUAUCUCUAUGGGCGCCUAUCUCUAUGGGCGCCUAUCUCUAUGGGCGCCUAACUCUAUGGGCGCCUAUCUCUAUGGGUGCCUAUCUCUAUGGGCGCCUAUCUCUAUGGGCGCCUAUUUCUAUGGGCGCCUAUCUCUAG